Molecule: messenger RNA, 2740 nt
Organism: Saccoglossus kowalevskii
Lineage: Eukaryota; Metazoa; Hemichordata; Enteropneusta; Harrimaniidae
Biological process (GO): signal transduction
Molecular function (GO): protein binding
Source: RefSeq, a predicted model, not a curated record
UGAUUUUCUCUGUAGAGGGGAAAAUAAAGGAAAUACGUAUGGCCACUGAGCUGAGAAAUUGAGGUUUUUAAUUUAUUUUACGUGAACACUGACACGAAUCGUUCUGUAAAGUUGAUGAAAUGUGCCUAUGAACGCAUUACUUUAUCAGGAGAUUGUUCAAGCGCAUUCGGUUGGAGUAAAAAUGGUGUAAGUGACAGCCACUUUGAUAAAUGAAUAUUCAUGAGACAACAUAUCUGUGUUUGGUUUCUAAGUGUUAGACAUCGCUACGUAGUGUAGCGGAAUCAACGUGACCAUGUCCCGAAAAUAAGCGACAUUGGUAACGACCGAACCGUGAAUGAUAAUCUGGAAGUAUACGGAACCGCGGUUGACAGUAAAGCCUACGCAAUUCCGCAAGGAAGUCCGGAACAGCCCGCUAACAACAAGACUGUCCGGCCCCAUGAUCCAGCUGAAGGCGAAGGAAACGGCGUGGUAUUAAGUGUCGACAAGGCACCUGUUGUACCCUCAUAGCAAAAUAAUAACAUUGCCUGCACCGAAAAGUAGAAGAACCUUCGUCGUAACGGUAACGUAGCAAUAAAUCGAGAACAGAUGAGCGACGGCGAAAAUCCAGAUCGUCGGGAUCACCCGCAAGAAAAUGGCCACCACGAGAACGAAACCGGAGACGCGAGUACCAACAGAACUGGUGGAUCAGAAGUGAAAAAGAAGAAAAAACGUCCAUCCGAUUCAGACCACAUUCAGAUACCACAAGUAAACAUGGAGGACAUCGUAAAAACAGAAGCUAAGAAAAUGGAGAGAUCGCUGGAGAUGACUGCCCCAGGAAACCCUAAACCAGCGCAUGGUAAGGCCAAGAAGGCGAAAAAAUGCAUUUAUAUUUCGUACUCACCUGACGCUGGAUUUCAGGAGAGAAAGUUUGUAGCUGAAACUGUUAGACAACUUAAAGAAAAUAAUUUGAGUGAGGAUAUAUGGUUCGACAAAGAUGAGAAAAAUACAGACAGUCCUGCAUGGUUUUCUCAAAGAAUGGAAGCUGUGGAGAGAUGCAAAGCCUCUAUAUGUUUCUUGUCAGACAGUUACUUUCAGUGUCCGGUAUCCGUGUACGAAGGACGAUGUUUGCUGGAGAGAGUCCGAUCAGGAAAUGUGGUCCCAAGGAUUUUCAUAGUUUUGUUCACUCCUACUGAAAUCCCCCGCAUGUAUAACGAGUUUUUGCAUGAGCUUGUUGAUCUAACAGGAGCUCAUGUUAAAAGUAGUAUUGCAGAGAAAGCAUCAGUAGUGGUAGGUAGCUUGAUGGAGCAACUGGAGAAGUUUGCUAUGAUAAACACUCCGCUGCUUCCAAACACUACCAAGGAAUUUACCGGGGAGUAUAAAAAAAAGAAAAUAUGCCAGUGGAGCCAGUACGACCUACAGGAAUGGCUGUUUGAUCUCGGUGUGCGAGAGUUCUAUCGGCAGAGUUUUGCUGAGAAUCAAGUUGAUGGCUUUCUCCUGAUGUCCAUGAAUGAUCAGGAUAUGCAGGAUUUCCUUGGAGUCGACAGUCGAGUUGUCCGCAAGAAAAUCCUUCAACAGAUUCUUGCCAUCCUGGAGAAAGAACACAAAGUUGCUGAUAAUUGGCACCUAAGGGCGAGAACUGUCCGUGCGAAGCAGGAUACAGUGUACUUAGUGUACGAUCCAACGGAUGUAAGAUUGGCACAGAACUUAAAACAGGAUUUGAGGAAAAAGAAUUUACAGGUACUGUCACAUGAGAAGCUGGGUCAGUCAAAAGACGAGUUUCUACAAGUCAACGGCCCCCACGUUGCAACAGCCAAGCAUGUCAUUGUUGUUCUGACCGAAGCGGCUGCAUCAUCUCCAUUUGUCUUCCAUGAGGUGCUAUUCGCUGAUUGGCUGGGAAAAACCUUGGUUACUGCAAUGUUCAAGAAUGUGUGGCCAAAGUUGAGGCCUUCUGUGAAAGCCGUGUUGGGUGAAUGUCCUGCCAUCGAUUUUGAAACGAAGAUGUACGCCGAGAGCAUGGACGUACUUGAACAUCAAAUCAAACCGCUGCGCAAAGUACCGGGUGUGGUACUCGAACAAGCAUAUCUGAACAGAAUGGCGGAAGGCUUGAAACCUCUACAAGUACUGGCAACCUCACAGGCAGCUACGCUUUCUUUUGGAGAAGAGCUACCAGAACCUAAGGUUUUCAUCAGUUACCAGUGGGACAUGCAAACCAAGGUGUUGGAGAUUAGGAGAAUAUUAGAAUCUAAUGGCUUGCCGUGCUGGGCCGAUAUUAGCCCUACCAUGGCACAGCGUGGACAUAGCAGCGUCAGCUCACGAAGUUCAACUACCAGUCAGAUGGACGGGAGUGUUACAGAAACGCUACAGCUGAAUAUACAACGCAACAUGAAAUCGUCAGCCGUGGUUUUAUGCUGUAUCACUCCACGGUACAUCCAAUCUGAUAAUUGUAUUAAGGAUCUCUCACUAGCCGAGUAUCUGAAUAAACCGAUAGUUCCGAUAAUGCUGCGAUUUGUCGCAUGGCCGCCCGAUACAGCGCAGCCCGGUAUUAAGAAGAUGCUGGCUAGAACUGUGCAGAUUGAUCUCAGUAAUGAUAAACUGUUUAAACAGAAUUUCCACCUGGUGUUGGAGAGAAUCCGUAAGCACCUCGCUGUUAACAUGAAAUCAUCUCUUAUGUGAAUUCACCAUCUACAGAGCCUUGUCCAAGCCAAGUUUGUUUUACGAUGACCUUUCUCUUGUGAGAACAUUUACACUCAGAUUAACUUUU